GACUCAGCUUCUCUCGGUCGAGCUCAAACAGAGUUACUACAGUUACCUAGCAACAGUCAACAAGUACAAGAAGCUAGUGCCGAAGGCAGGAGAAAAGAGAGACUUCAAAACAGUACUAAAACAACCUCCAGAACAGUGAAUUACAGAAUUCUCAUACAAACAAGUAUGGUUUCUGCUGUUGCAAACGGAGGAGAUCACACGCUUUACUCUCACGCCGUCAAAUCUCUAGAGGACAAAAUCCGCCUCGAUGUCAAUGCAAGAAAUGUCCGACUAACGGAAUACUUCAAGGACUUUGAUCGCCUGCGAACGGGAUUUAUUACAAAACCGCAGUUUGAGCGCUGCCUGGACCAGCUUUUCGGCAUUGUGUUAACACCUGAGCAAGAUGCACUUCUUAUGGCAAAAUAUGGCAGUGACGCUAAGCAGAAGGGAAUGGUCAAUUAUCGCAUGUUUUGCCAUGUUAUCGGCUCUGUCUUUGAUCCUAACUUAAUAGUGGAAGAUCCUGCCACACAGAGGCCAACAAUGAGCAACCCAGUUGACAGGCGGCCUUUGAGUCCUGCCUCCCUGGCUAAAUGCGAUGAGUUACUCAUGAGAAUGGCCACUCACUACAAGUAUCAUGGUAUAAAUAUCAAGUCCUGCUAUGCUGACUUUGACAUACACCACAUCGGUGUCGUUACAGAGCCCCAGUUCUUCCGUAGUUUCCCAGGGCCACCUGAUAUCACCGAUUAUCAGGUUAAGCUCCUUGCCCGUAAAUACCGUGACUCUGUGAGGCCUGGUCUGUGUAACUACUAUGACUUCCACUUUGAUAUUGAGGACAAGCAAAAAUAUCUUCAAGAAGAAGCAGAUUUCACCAAGUAUGCUCCUACAGAAGACUUCCUUCCUGCCCCAAGAAGCCCCAAGGCAUCAACACUGCAAGAGAUCUUUGAAAGGAUCCGUGUGGCAGUAUUCAAGAACGGAAUACGUACCCCAGAAUUUUUUCGUGACCACGAUAAACUCAGAAGUGGCAUUAUCACAGAGAACCAGUUUAUUUGUGGACUGAGUCUGUGCUGUGCCACUCAAGCCAAUCUAUCGCGGGACGAAAUACAGAAGGUGGUAGACUACUACCGCACAGAGGACGGACGUGUGCGAUAUCAGGAGUUCUGUGACCUUAUGGAAAAUGCAUUCACUGUGCCUGAACUUGAAAAAAAACCAACAGCAGAUGCAUAUAGACCACCAGUUGGAGCUCUUGCCCAGGCUCCGAAUCUACUGACAGAGCAGGAGGAGCGCCGUGUAUAUGAGAUUUUAGAAGACAUGAGGGACAAAGUGCGCAAGCGCAGAUUAAUGGCCUACCCUUACUUCAAGGACUUUGACAGGAGUAAAGGGUACACACGAGGUAUUACAAAGACUCAGUUUGCAAGAAUGUUGCACUUUCUGACACUUGACCUGCAGCCUCUUGAGCUAGCGUUGAUUUGCAAGAAGUUUGAGUACCAAGUUGGUGGAGAUAUUAACUACCCAGCAUUCAUACAAGCUAUCGAUACAGAGUAUAUUGGGACGGCCACAUCUCUAUCAGAUAAGAUGAAUAAGGAUAGGGCUCAGACUCCACCAAAGCCUUCCCCACCCCUGGAUUUGUCCAGUGUGGACUUGGAUGAGCUGAUUCAACGUAUCCGUCAUCAUGUGCUUGUCAAGAGACUUAGGGUAGAGGAGUUUUUCCAGGACUUUGAUCCUCUGCGACAUGGCUCCAUUAGUGUCAGUCAGUUCCGCCAGUGCCUCAACUCCAUGGGACAGACAGACCUCACACAUGCUCAAUUCCAAGUGUUGGCACAACAGUAUGCCGACCCAAAACGUCCUGGCAACGUCAUGUGGACACAAUUCCUCACAGAUGUUGAGAUAGUAUUCACCAAGCGUGGUCUGGAGAAGGCUCCGAGUUAUGAGGUCCCAUCCAGUGAGGUGUUCCACAUGCCCCGACCAGGCGCAAACCAGGGGCUGUCCAGUGGUGAACUUCAGAUGCACUUAGAGACCAUCAUGCAUCGCAUGCACCAGAAGAUCCUACAACGCCGCAUUCUCUGCAAGCCCCUCUUCCAGGACUUUGACAAACAUAACAAUGGCCAUGUGACUAGGUCCCAGGCUCGCCAGUGUUUGCACAAUCUUGGUCUGACACACGACGAGAAUGAGAUGAAGAUCAUUGAAGCCCGAUACUCAGAUGACAUCGGAUUCAACUACAUUGACUUCCUUGAACUGUUGCAGCCCCCAGACAAGCCUGACCACAUGUAUGUGAAGCGCUUGGAAGGGCUCAAGCUGGUAAACAGCAAACAGAUGGCAGAUCUUGGUGAGCAGGACAUGGAGACAAUCAUGCACAAGAUCAAAGCCAAGGUGAUGAAAGAGCGCAUCCGGGUACUAGAAUUCAUGCGGGACUAUGACAAGCUACGCACAGGGCGCAUGCUCAGAGCAAACUUUAUCCGGGCGAUGGACAUGUGUUGUCUGGACCUGACCAAGCGAGAGAUAGAAAUCAUCAUGGACAGGUACUCGUCCCCCGGCUAUCCGGACUACGUAGAUUACGCCCGAUUCUCUGACGACAUCGAGCAGAUCUUCACCAUCAAACACCUUGAGAAGAUGCCGCUUGUGGAGCCGACCCAGUUUAACCCUCACGUCCAGAGCGAGAACUUAAAACUCAGACCUGAGGCAGAGGAGGCGUUUGAACGCGUAAUGCACAGACUUGCGGACCGAGUGCGCAUCCGUAGAAUUCAAAUCUUCCCGCUCUUCGAGGACUACGAUAAGGUCCAUAAUGGUUCCGUGUCGCGCUCGCAGUUCAAUCGCGUCUUGUCAGAGCUAGAUCUUGGAGGUCUUGUCAGCGCACGAGAGUUCGAGGUCCUCUACCAGAAAUUUGACGUCGUAAUCGGCCUGAAGCACGACUUUAACUAUAUCGGCUUUUGCGAUACAAUCAAUGACUAUGCUAAUUUUGCAUUCGGCAUGCCUUAAACUUAAAAUAUUGUAGCUUCUUUUAGACGGAAUAAGGUUGACUUUCUCAAGUUCUGUUUGAAUUAUUCGUAAGCGCCAAAUUAAGUUAUGCUGAACGAUAAUACAACAUUUGAAAUCAAUAUAGUAUAUUUUAGUUUUGAAAGCUUGUAUCACACUAAUGUAAAUAAAUGUGUAAGAUAUUUUCACGAA
Molecule: messenger RNA, 3141 nt
Organism: Nematostella vectensis (starlet sea anemone)
Lineage: Eukaryota; Metazoa; Cnidaria; Anthozoa; Actiniaria; Edwardsiidae
Exons: 22
Coding region: 166-2952 (928 amino acids)
Molecular function (GO): calcium ion binding
Source: RefSeq, a predicted model, not a curated record